Bombina bombina (fire-bellied toad) is the source of this 936-nucleotide messenger RNA. RefSeq names its product olfactory receptor 6C1-like. The record is from RefSeq and is a predicted model, not a curated record. Bases 1 to 936 code for a protein of 311 amino acids. Gene Ontology annotation, molecular function: olfactory receptor activity; G protein-coupled receptor activity. Gene Ontology annotation, biological process: G protein-coupled receptor signaling pathway. The transcript has a single exon. Gene Ontology annotation, cellular component: membrane. Lineage: Eukaryota; Metazoa; Chordata; Amphibia; Anura; Bombinatoridae.
AUGCACAAGGACAAUCACACCACAGUGACAGAAUUCAUUCUACUUGGAUUUCACAAUCUUCACAACUUUCAGAUUGUAAUAUUCCUGCUUCUCACUAUAAUGUUUACAGCUACUAUAGCUGCAAAUGUCCUAAUCAUUGCAAUAGUAACAGCCAAUCAUCAAUUCCAGUCACCUAUGUAUAUCUUUCUCAGCCACCUCUCCCUCUCUGAUAUAAUUAUAAGUGCUAACAUUGCUCCAAAAGCUCUACAAGUUAUACUACUAGGUAAAAGUACUAUACCUCUUGGAGACUGCAUUACACAGCUGUAUUUCUUUGGUGCUUCAGCAAUUUUAGAAUGUUGUCUUCUUUCAGUAAUGUCUUAUGAUAGGUACUUGGCCAUUUGUAAACCAUUACAUUAUACAACAAUUAUGAACAUUAUACUUCUUCGUUAUCUAAUAGUUUGGUGCUGGUUGGCUGGUUUUAUAUUCACUUGGAUAAUUCAGAUAUUUAUAAUUCGAUUAAAUUUUUGUGGCCCCAAUAUUAUCGACCACUUCUUCUGUGACCUUGUUCCUCUUCUUGAGCUGUCCUGUUCUGACACAUCAAUUGUACAAAUUGAAGCAUCCAUUACAGCCAUGGUCAUCAGUCUCUUCCAACUUUUCUUUGUCAUGGCAACUUACAUAUGCAUCUUCAAUUCCAUCCUUAAGACCUCAACUACUAGGAGACAAAAAGCUUUCUCUACUUGUAGUUCUCAUUUAGCUGUUGUUUGUACAUAUUAUGGGACUAUAGUUAUUAUCUAUGUAUCUCCUUCAAAAGGGCACUCACUGAAUUUUAAUAAGGCUUUAUCCUUUUUAAACACUGCAGUGACUCCAUUGUUUAAUCCUAUUGUGUAUACCCUUAGGAACAAAGAGAUUAGAGAAACCAUAAUAAAUGUUCUAAGGAGUAAAAUUACUGCUAUAUAA